CGUAAAGAGAAGAAUAGUAAUAAUUUGAUUCGCCGUUCCAUUUCAAAAAAUCGAAAUUCGUCGUCGGAGCUAUUUCAUAUAGUGGUGAAUUCUGUAUUUUAGAUGUCGAGUAGCUCGGGAAGUCUCUCAGGACGCAGUAGCUCGGCUUGUAGUUCCACAAGUGAUUGCCAAAACAACUCCUUUGAUGCUGAAGAGCUUCUGCAGAUUGGUUCAAGACGCAUGGAGCUAAGGAAAGAAAAGGACAUGCUGAGAGAAUCGCAGCCUCAUAGUAUCGAACUUGUCAGAAGUUUGGAACUUCACACGAAGUCAUUGUCCAAGUCUCGCUUAGAAGACAGAGCCAGAAUUCAAACCAUGGAGAAAGAGUUGUUGAGUUGCUAUAAAGAGAUUGAUUACUUGCGAGAUCAACUUAUUUUUAGAAGCAAGGAAUUGAGUUAUCUCAAUGAGCAUGUGCACAAUCUUGAAUGCAAAUUGGCUGAAUCAAGGAACGUGGAAGAAGAAGUUGACUCUUUGAGAGAGGAUCUGUGUAUGUCUAAAUCCGAGCAUCUGUUGUUGUUGCAAGAGCUCGAGAGCAAAGAGACAGAGCUCCAGUGUUCGUCUCUUUCUGUAGAGAAACUAGAGGAGACCAUCUCGUCCUUAACGUUGGAGUCCUUGUGUGAAAUAGAAAGCAUGAAGCUUGAUAUAACAGCGUUGGAGCAAGCACUCAGUGACGCAAUGAAAAUACAAGAAGAAAGCAUCGAAGAAAAAGAAUACCUGAAAAGGAUAAUCAAAGAGAUCCAGUUUCAGUCUCAAAAGGCAGAAGAGAAUGCCAAGUCCUUUGAGAAGCAGAACGAAGAUCUCAGGGAGAGAAUCGCCGCCUCUGAGAAGAGUAUCAAAGAGUUUUUUCAAAGUGCUAAAUCACGGUUUGAAAGUGAGAAUGGUCAACAACACCUAAAUGCAGAGUGCUUCCUCGCUGAACUGAGCCAUGUAUUGGUAGCGUCUAGUGAAGUUAGGGAAUGUUUCGAUGCAAUCAUAAAGAAACUAGAACUUUCCCGGAACAUAACUUUGAUUGAUAAAAUGGAGGGCAUGGGGCAACAGAUACAGCUGCACGAAGAUCUUGUGAUGCGGCUGAAGGAGGACCUGAAACAGGAGAAACUGAAGGCGAAGGAAGAAGCUGAAGAACUUACGCAGGAAAUGGCUGAACUAAGGUAUAAGAUGACAUGUCUGCUCGAGGAAGAACGAAAACGCCGUGUGUGUAUAGAACAAGCAUCAUUACAGAGAAUUGCAGAACUAGAAGCUCAGAUCAAGAGAGAGACAAACAAGCGCUCGUCCACUGAUAUGCUACCUCUUUCCGGGUUAUGAAAAUGCCAUGAGCUUUGAUGUAAAGUCAGCUAUCUUCACAUGUCUGAGUCUCGUCCAUGGUUUUCCGCAUAGCAACUGCUCUAGUAUGCUUGGAAGGUGAUUGAAAACCGGGAUCUAAAUCACACAUCAAACCACAGGAUGGUCAGGAGUCCAGAGACUUGAAAUGGCUGGACCGCUGGAGAGACGAACAACAUAGGUCUGAGUUAAAUCAUUUGAUUACAUGUGUGGAAGAAUUUACUUUAGAGAUUGUUUAUUUUAGCACUUUUAGAGUACCAUAAUUUGCUUGGAACAUAGAGAACAAAAGUGGGACGUACUCAUCUUUGUUUAUCGAACCACGAAGAUGCUUCCUUCUU
Molecule: messenger RNA, 1691 nt
Organism: Brassica oleracea var. oleracea
Lineage: Eukaryota; Viridiplantae; Streptophyta; Magnoliopsida; Brassicales; Brassicaceae
Product: protein At-4/1-like
Exons: 8
Coding region: 103-1338 (411 amino acids)
Source: RefSeq, a predicted model, not a curated record